Enhydra lutris kenyoni (northern sea otter) is the source of this 1753-nucleotide messenger RNA. RefSeq names its product endoplasmic reticulum protein 27. The coding region runs from base 814 to 1635 and encodes 273 amino acids. NCBI's taxonomy places the organism in Eukaryota, Metazoa, Chordata, Mammalia, Carnivora, Mustelidae. The record is from RefSeq and is a predicted model, not a curated record. The transcript is spliced from 7 exons. Gene Ontology annotation, biological process: protein folding; response to endoplasmic reticulum stress. Gene Ontology annotation, cellular component: endoplasmic reticulum.
UUGAGUUAUUUCACCUUGUAAUAGUUCAACAUGGAAAUUUCUCCCGAGCUUGAGACCUCUGUAACCCAAGGCCUACGGAAAUCCCAUCUUGGAUAUCCAAGGGCACCUGUGGGCCAAAUCAGACACCACCUCUUUCCUGCUUAUGAUUUUUCAGCGUAAUCCCAUCACCUAAAGAAUAAGAUCCUAUACUUAUUAUAUAAUGCCCCUUACAAUCUGGCCUAAAUUCAAUUACUAAUAAUUCUCUCACACAUUACGUUUUCAUCUCCGUUUUUGGCUCUUUACACAAAACUCUCAGUCCACCUUUGUUGUCUGACAACAGCCUAUUUAUAGAGGACUUUGCUUACACAUCCGCUGUAGGAAGAAAACCUUCACUAAACCCCACCACUGUCCUAAAUGUCCUUAAGUCUGUAUUCUCAUAGUAUCCUAUGGGUUUCUCAAUUUUUCAGUCACGUCUUGUUUUAUAUUUAAAUGAUCCACUUGUCCAUCUCUCACACUAACAGUCUAAGCUGGGAAAGGCUGGAUUGGAUCAUACUUACCUUUGUAUCCCUAGUGCUUAGAUCAAUGCCUGCAAAUAUUUCCCUUUUUUUUUUUUAAUCCAUAUGAACAGACUCCACUUUCUUCUGGUUGGUUAUGUUCUGAGAUCCUGUCACAGAACUUGGUCUUUUAUCUCAAAAGUUGAAGGUUCCCAUAGAGCCAGCUGCACAGUUCCCAGAGCACUAACAACACCACAGCCAAUUACCAGGAGCGGGCUGCCCUGAGUUGGUCUCCCAAAAGACAAAGUCCAGGGCUUGGAGAAGGAGCAGGAAAAGAACAAUGGAAGCUGACCAACCCAGAUUCCUAUUUCUAUUAUUUCUUUUCACAUGGCGACUGUCCCCAGAAGUUGCUGCAGAAGUUCAGGAAUCAUCAGAUGGUUCUGCUGCUUCUCAGAAACCCGUGUCACUCACAGAUGUCCCAGCAACCAUGGAAUUCAUUGCUGCUGCUGAGGUGGCCAUCAUUGGUUUCUUCCAGGAUUUAGAAAUACCAGCAGUGUCCCUAUUCCAUAGUAUGGUGCAAAACUUCCAAGACGUGUCCUUUGGAAUCAGCACCGAUUCUGAAGUUCUGGCCCACUACAACAUCACCGGGAACACCAUUUCCCUCUUUCGCAUGGUGGAUAACAAAAAACUGGAUUUAGAGAGCAAAGACAUUGAAAGCAUUGAUGCCACCAAAUUAAGCCGUUUCAUUGAGAUCAACAGCCUCCACUUGGUGACAGAGUACAACCCUGUGACAGCAAUUGGUCUAUUUAAUAGCAUGAUCCAGAUUCACCUUUUACUGAUGAUGAACAAGGCCUCCCCAGAGUAUGAAGAAAGUCUGCACAGAUACCAGAAGGCAGCCAAGCUCUUCCAGGGAAAGAUUCUUUUUAUUCUGGUGGACAGUGGUGUGAAGGCCAAUGGGAAGGUGAUCUCAUUUUUCAAACUAAAGGAGUCUCAACUGCCCGCUUUGGCAAUUUACCGGACUCUGGAUGAGGCGUGGGAUACACUGGCCAUUACAGAACUUUCUGUGGAGCGUGUGCAAAACUUUUGUGAUGGAUUCCUCAAAGGGAAACGGCUGAGAGAAAAUCAGGCAUCAGAAGAAAAGACUUCAAAGGUGGAACUCUGAUCUCUCCCUGAUACUUCUGCAUACUACCAAGUAUUUACAUGAAAUUAAAAAAAGGCAACUCAAACCUCAGAGACACGAAACGACAGGAUCGCCAAGACUUAAACACACACAUAUGCAC